This is a messenger RNA of Abrus precatorius (Indian licorice), 2393 nucleotides long. RefSeq names its product 18.5 kDa class I heat shock protein-like. The record is from RefSeq and is a predicted model, not a curated record. The transcript has a single exon. The coding region runs from base 735 to 1211 and encodes 158 amino acids. Gene Ontology annotation, biological process: protein folding; response to heat; response to salt stress. NCBI's taxonomy places the organism in Eukaryota, Viridiplantae, Streptophyta, Magnoliopsida, Fabales, Fabaceae.
AAUUGCCAUUGAUAUUUUUUAAAUAUAUCAUAUUCAAAUAAUUUUAUAAAAAAUUGUCAUAUUUUAAUAAUUUUAUUAAAAAAAUCCAUAAUAAAAAAAUGACCUAAGUGUUAAGUACAGGUGCGAUAUGAUAUUUUUUAGAAAAAGUAUCACCUCUUGUAGAUUGAUAUUUAUUGCGCGGUGCAGUACUUAAAAAAAUGAAGAAUUAAUUUAUAAGAGACAUACUUAUUUAAAAAAUAUUGAAAAAAAUUAUAUCACAGCUGUAGGUGCCAUGCUUAGGACCUUGCGCGUUAAAAAAGCAAAGUCUAAAGAGAGAAUUAGUUGAAUCUACUAUUACUCUAAGAAUUAGUUUUUCUUUUUUAGUAAAUAAAAAAACCGCAUCUUCUGACAUUUUCAUCGCCCACAGUAAGAAAACCAUGGCACCAGAGGUGUGAUUUUUCUUUUAGGGGAUCCAUCUAAUUUAUUUCGGUUAAAUUAUUUUUUUCUGAUUAAUUUUUCUACUAAAGCACUACUAAUUUUUUAGAGUGGAGCAAACAAGAGCAUUUUCGUUCUCCGCAGAAAAAUCUAGAAUGUUUCAGAAUUUUCAGAGAUAAUAUAAUAAGUAAUUACUAAAUAGAAUUUUCUGGAAAAUACGAGAUUAUUCUUCCACUUCAUUUAAAUAUCUCGGUCGUGUCUUCGCAGUGUCAAAAAAUAAAAUAAAAUCUUGAAUUGCAGAGAUCCUAAGCUACGAGAAGAUGUCACUGAUUCCAAAUUUCUUCGGCUGCCGACGGAACAACGAUUUCGAUCCUUUCUCCGUCGAUGUCUUGGAGCCCUUGGAAAUUUUUCCUUUCCCCAAUCGUCUCUUUUCUUCCGGAUUUUCUCGUGAAAAUUCAGCGUUUUUGAGCACCCGAGUGGAUUGGAAGGAGACUUCAGAAGCACACGUGUUCAAGGCUGAUAUGCCAGGACUGAAGAAGGAGGAAGUGAAGGUUGAGAUUGAAGAUGAUAGGGUUCUUCAGAUAAGGGGAGAGAGGAACGUUGAGAAAGAAGAUAAGAAUGAUACGUGGCAUCGGGUGGAGCGUAGCAGUGGCAGUUUCCUUAGAAGGUUCAGAUUGCCAGAGAAUGCAAAGGUCGAUCAAGUGAAAGCUGCUAUGGAAAAUGGGGUCCUCACUGUUACUGUUCCCAAGGAACAGGUCAAGAAGCCUGAUGUUAAGACCAUACAAAUCUCCGGUUAAUUUUAAACUAAUUGUUUGGUUUUAAAUGGUGUGUUUUUCUUUCUUGUAAUGUGAGUGAUAUCUCGUGGUGGGAGUUGCUAUUGUAUAAACAAGUAGUCAAAAUAGUUGUUGAUCUUGGGAUGUUCAUGUUAAUAAGUUGUGUUGCAAGUGGGUGUUACUCUAAUGUAGAUGAUAAGGUUUCGAUAUGGGUGUACUAGUCUUUUGUUACUUCUGCCUUUUCUCCCGUUUUAAAGAUUUUGCAAUUUUAUGCUCGCAAAGACAACAAAUAUUAGAAAAGAAUAUGGAAUAUUAUGAGAAUUCAAAAUUUUAAACGCUAAUAAUUCCUUCGAAGGUUAGUCACAGAUUUUGCAGUGACCCCCAGCAAAUUUCAAUAAAUAUACUGUCAAUUUGUCUAAGACGGAUCUUAAAACUUGAAAUCAACCAAAACUUCCCUGUAAGGGUUCAGGUGUUCCUUUCUCAGCAUUAGGGAAUUAUGACAUAAAUUCAUAACAAAGUGAGGGUUUAUCCCGUUAAUUAUAAUGGGUGUGAAACAGCAUUAUGUGCACAAGUAACAGGAGGAAAACGAAUAUUAUCCGCAAUAUGAGAGCUACUUACACACCCAGCUUAUGAUAUCGUGUGAAUAUUGUAAUAUAUUUCGUCAAAUCAAUCAAACAAUUUAUCUAGCUUAAAGAGUGACUCUGCGUAUGUUAGCUAGAUUAUAUCUACCGUUAGAGUCUGAAAAUAUCGUGUCCCAAUGAACUUCUAAUGGAAGGAACUUUGCUCUCAAUUCUUUAAAACGGCUGCCUUGCCAGCAGGAGAAGCUACUUGCAUCACUCCCUGCUCGGCACGGUCACCCAAGGAUAACAUGGAACUUAAGUUUCAUAUCAUAAAUAAAAAGGUUGGCUGAAUAACAUGAAAUUUUCAUGCCUGUCCCAUCAACAUAAAAAUAAAACAUCAAACUAGGGAUAUUACAUUUGUUAGUUUCAGAGUUUGGGCUGAUCAUAUGAUGGUCCUGGCAUUGAUUGACUAUAGAGGUUAAGAUAAAAUUUAGAAUACCAAAUUCAAUGUCUCCCGAUCCAGAAUAAUAUGGAAAACCGGAACUUCCUCAAGCUUAUUUUUUUAUCCAAUUUCAACCACAAGUAAUGAACGAAAAUGAAGGUUCAAUAUCCUUUAAUUGCUAAACAUGUAGAGAUUAAGAAGAUA